Molecule: messenger RNA, 1677 nt
Organism: Papaver somniferum (opium poppy)
Lineage: Eukaryota; Viridiplantae; Streptophyta; Magnoliopsida; Ranunculales; Papaveraceae
Exons: 3
Coding region: 1-1677 (558 amino acids)
Source: RefSeq, a predicted model, not a curated record
AUGGCUGCCAUACACUUCGAUUCUCAGGUUGAUCCCUGGUAUCUCAACUAUCAACAAGGAAGUUUUAAUAAAUUGUCCCAAACAAGCACAUUAGAAGACUAUUAUGAUAAAUGGGAACAUUAUAAGAGCUACACGGUAGCUAACAAUCCAGCUCUUCAUGAGAGUUUUUAUACACUGAGUUUCAUUAGAGGGUUGAAUAAGGAAAUACGUAUUGUUGUGAAAAUGUUUAAACCAGCUGAUACUUCCACAGCUUUUUAUCUGGCUAGAUUACAGCAAGCUUCACUACAUCCACAACCUAAACCAUUCAAAUCAUUCCCUAGACCAUUUACACCUACACUGUUAUCUGUUUCACACCCUCCCUCUACUAUCAAACCAUUUUUCUCUUCUCCUUCUACAUCCUUCAAAUGCACAGGUACUUCACCACCACCUAUUGUAACACACCCACUCACCCCAACAAAACAUUCACCAGAUUCCACUCUUCCUCCUGUGAAACGAUUAACCCAUACUCAAAUGCAAGUUCGCAAGGACAAAGGGUUGUGCUAUAAUUCUGACGAAUUCUAUAGACAUGGUCAUAAAUGCAAAACUCAACAGUUGUUCAUGUUGAUUGCUGAUGAUGAACAAGAUGAGCAAGGAGACUUGUACAAUGAUGAAGUUAGUGAUGCAUCUCAUUCGGGUGGAGACUCCCCAAUUGAGAUUUCCUUACAUGCCUUAACAUGGACCACUACUCAUGAGACAAUCAAGAUAUAUGGUCAUCUUAACAAGCAUCAUGUGACUGUUCUUAUUGAUACAGGCAGUACACAUAGCUUUAUUGAUGCAACAUUGAUUUCGAAGUUGGGUCUACAUGUAUCUCCUACUGGACACAUGCUGGUUACAGUUGCAAAUGGGGAUAACACAAUAAGUCAAGGCAUCUGUCACAACCUCACUUGGGAGAUGCAAGGCUAUCAAUUUUCAGCUAACUUACGGGCCUUACCUUUAGGUGGAUGUGACAUUGUAUUGGGAGAUGACUGGCUUCGCCAACUUGGUGAUGUUCUUUUCAACUUUGCUCUCUUGUGCAUUUCCUUUCUUCACCAGGGCAAGCCAACUGGCCUUCCUCCAUCUAGACCCCUUGAUCAUAAAAUACCUCUCAAAACUGGCUCAAAACCUACUUCUCAACGGCCUUAUAAAUGCCCCUACAUUCAUAAGUCUUUAUUUGAAUCCUUAGUUUCUGAAAUGUUAUCCAAUGGUAUCAUCCAAAAGAGCCAUAGUCCAUUUGCUGCUCCUAUCCUCUUAGUCAAAAAGAAGGAUGGCACUUGGCGUUUUUGUGUUGAUUAUCGCAAACUGAAUGACAUUGCAGUUAAAGAUAAAUUCCCAAUACCACUUAUUGAGGAACUUUUAGAUGAGUUGAAUGGGUCUGUAGUAUUUUCCAAGAUUGAUCUGCGUUCAGGUUAUUAUCAAAUACGGCUUUAUGCACCUGACAUCUACAAAACUGCUUUUCGCACCCACCACGACCAUUUUGAGUUCAGGGUAAUGUCAUUUGGGCUUACUAACGCCCCUGCAACUUUCCAGACCCUCAUUAAUGAGCCACAGCUAGAAUACCUUGGUCAUAUUAUCUCUGCAAGUGGUGUUCCUGCUGACCCUGAAAAGAUUGCAACCAUGGUCAAUUGGCCAAAAACUCAAACCAUUAAACAACUCCGAUGA